CAGAACUUGCUUGAGACAGCUGAAGUAAAGCUCUCCGGGUGUGAAGAGUCACAAGGUUUCAUGUCAGUUUGGCAAAGAGUGGAUGCACAGGGCAGCUUGUGAUGGCAGCACCGCAGGGGCCUUUUUUGGCCGCUGUGUUAGUCCUUGUGUCUUCGCUUCUCUGCUCCUCUUCCUCACCUGCAUGUCUGCAGUCCUGCACCUGUCAGAGUGCUUUCCUGUUGAACUGUUCCUCAGCUGGCCUUUCCUCGGUGCCCCAGCACAUCCAGGACUCUGUCACGGAGCUGGACUUUUCUCAUAACCUCCUCAAAUCUGUAACAUUUCACCAGCCACAUUAUAACCUCAGGAGUGUGUGGCUGGGAAACAACAGUAUCACACGUUUGUCCCUGUGCACUGGAAGAAACCUCGGUGGUCAACAUCGUAGAGAUAAAUAUCGCUCAAGACCUUGGACCAGACGGAAAUGUGUAUCUUGGGCCCCCACCCUGCAGCUGCUCUCUGUUGAGAUGAAUCAGCUACGCCAACUCCCAGAGGGGCUGGAGGGUAUUGAAUCCUUGGAGGUUCUGCAACUCUCUUUCAACAGGAUCUCAACUCUACGACUGGGAGAACUUAGCCAUCUUCAGCAACUGAAAGAGUUACACUUACAACAUAACCUCAUCACAAGUCUCCAUCCACAGAUGUUUCAGGAUUUACCACAGCUCAAAGUCCUAGAUCUGAGCUUCAACAUGUUGACCAGCAUCCAUCCUUUAAUGUACCUCACCCUGCAAAACAUUGGAACAGAAGUUAGGCUGCUUGGAAACAGGUGGCAGUGUGACUGCAGGAUGCACAGUCUAAGACGGCGGAUAGCCUUUGACAGCAACAGAGGCCUGCAGGUCUGGAGCAUCAUGUGUGCUUCUCCAUCCACCCUCUCAGGCAGAGAUCUGCUUCAGCUGCAGGAUGAUGAACUGAACUGCCUCAGUACUGGUAACAUCCCAGAGCUCCAUCAGGAUGUGACAGUCCACAGGGGCUCUGAGAUACUGCUGUCCUGUUCAGCAGAAGACUCAGUGUGGUGGACGCCCAAUGGUCAAAUGUCUGUGAACCAGUCUGAUGGUGGUCUGCUCAUCAGUGACAUCACAGAGAGUGACACGGGACUGUAUGUGUGUGUGUCUAAAGAAAAACAGGUUGUGUCUGUUUUUAACCUCCAAAUCAGUAAAAUAGGUGGUGCAAGAAGAAAACCUAGAAGUUUGUCUGAAACCAGCCAAUACAUAAUCCAAGCAGGCCCCACAAAGAGUGUACGUAAUGGGACAAGUCCAGGAGCUGGAGCAGUUACUCAGUCUGACUUGGCACUGGCUGUGUGUCUAUCUAUUUUCAUCACAUUUCUAAUUGCCUUUAUCCUUGGAGUCCUUGCAAGACCGUGUAUUGAUGCUCUUUGGAAAAGAGUCACCGAAAAGAACAUCAAUACACGGUCCCGUGAAACUAACUCUGCAGUCUCUGUAGAACAAACACAAUAUGACAAUGAGGCCUUUUCCACUGGAGAGGAACUAGAAAGGACAGGACAUCACAGGGAAAGGAGAGUCACAUUUACCACUGUAGACUACAGAGAACAUGGCAACGUACAGUACUAUGAUACUGUAGUCAGUGGCAAUCCGGAAAGCAUCAAUAAUGAUGUAGUGAUUGAUUGUGAAGUUAGUGUGGCUCAGAAUAUUAAACAUACUCCUGAAGAUUCAGGAAAUGAAAGUAGCUCACAUCAGAGCAAUUCAGAGGGUAGACUAAAUGAUGGCAGAGAUCACACUACUGCUGGACAUAGGCACAACAUGGAGUUUGAACCCAUCCCAGAUCCUGUUGAACUAGAGGAAAAGAGAAGCCUAUCUUCUUCAAGCUCUGAUUCUUCACUAUCUGAAAAAGAAUUCAAAGAGCACCACACAAUGCCUAAGGCUCCUAAGGUGACAAAGGACCCUUUUCAACAGAAAACUGAUUUCUCAAUACUUACAAAAGAAGAGGUGCCACAAAGAUCACUAGAAGGCAAAAGUAAAAUGCCUGGAUUUACCUCUGAGCCAUGGUCACCACACACAACAGACCCUGGUUAUUUAGAGGAGAAUGAAGAACUAUUUGAAUUUAGUGAUUCUGUUCAAAGUCCAUCUCCCAGGUCAGGCAGUAUAAUUGGUUCUUCUAAUAAGUCAAAACUUACUGUGGCAACCCCUUCCAAAAAACACAAGCGGGAUUCUGUGUCCAGUUCCAGCUCAAACAGCAGUGAGGAUGAGUCUACACUUUACAAAGCCAACUCUGACCAGCAAAUCAAGCCUGCAGUGAAACCAGAGCACUCGUUUUCCUCCGAUUCCAGUGACAGUGAUAAGGAGCCAGACCAGCACACAGUUAAGCUAGAAAUUGAUAAAGAUAGCACAGUGAAAGUUAAACCAAAGCCGCGGACAAAGUGGCAUGAUGUCUAUUCGGAUACCAGUCAGAGUAAGAAUCUGGAUGCCAAAGCACCUUCACUAUCUAUAAGAGAUUCAUCCUCUUCCAGCAGUGACAGUGAAGCAGAUUCCAAAGUACACUCAAGUAUAGACAGAAAAAGCCAAAUCAAAGAGCAUUCACACAUCACUGCUCCAUUACCGGAGUCAAAUUCAUCUUCCAGAAGCAUGAGGAAAGAUUCAGAUAUCAAAGAACCUUCAUCAGCCUCUAGUUCAUCUUCUAGUAGUGAAAGUGAUGAUGAAGCAGGCCACAAAGUGCAGCAGGUUCCAGGAAAGUUGGGCAUUCCACCCUGCCCAUUCAAAGAAUCUCAAACAAAGAGUCCUGAUCCAAAUGCAAAGUGGCCUACCAUUGAUCUUCUACACAUUCCUCACAUUAAGCGGCGCCUAGAUAUCAAAGCAUCAUCAGUAGCAGUAGGUUCUGACACAACUUCUAGCAGUGAAAGUGAGGAGGAAACAACGAAACACAUAAAGAAACAGGAGCAAGGAGGUAUAUAUAUGCCAAUUGUUCCAAAUAGGUCAUCUCAAAAAAUAAAUCAAGAGGAUAAUAUUCGAAGGCCUGCCAUUCCUCCUGAGCGUCCCAGGAGUAUCAAGAAAGAUUUAGAUCUCAAAGAACCUUCAUCAGCCUCUAGUUCAUCUUCUAGUAGUGAAAGUGAUGAUGAAGCAGGCCACAAAGUGCAGCAGGUUCCAGGAAAGUUGGGCAUUCCACCCCGCCCAUUCAAAGAAUCUCAAACAAAGAGUCCUGAUCCAAAUGCAAAGUGGCCUACCAUUGAUCUUCUACACAUUCCUCACAUUAAGCGGCGCCUAGAUAUCAAAGCAUCAUCAGUAGCAGUAGGUUCUGACACAACUUCUAGCAGUGAAAGUGAGGAGGAAACAACGAAACACAUAAAGAAACAGGUGCAAGGAGGUAUAUAUAUGCCAAUUGUUCCAGACAGGUCAUCUCAAAAAAUAAAUCAAGAGGAUAAUAUUCGAAGGCCUGCCAUUCCUCCUGAGCGUCCCAGGAGUAUCAAGAAAGAUUUAGAUCUCAAAGAACCUUCAUCAGCCUCUAGUUCAUCUUCUAGUAGUGAAAGUGAUGAUGAAGCAGGCCACAAAGUGCAGCAGAGUCCAGGAAAGUUGGACAUUCCACCCCGCCCAUUCAAAGAAUCUCAAACAAAGAGUCCUGAUCCAAAUGCAAAGUGGCCUACCAUUGAUCUUCUACACAUUCCUCACAUUAAACGCCGCCUAGAUAUCAAAGCACCAUCAAAAGAAUCUGACACAUCUUCUAGCAGUGACAGUGAGGAGGAAACAACGAAACACAUAAAGAAACAGGAGCAAGGAGGUAUAUAUAUGCCAAUUGUUCCAAACAGGUCAUCUCAAAAAAUAAAUCAAGAGGAUAAUAUUCGAAGGCCUGCCAUUCCUCCUGAGCGUCCCAGGAGUAUCAAGAAAGAUUUAGAUCUCAAAGAACCUUCAUCAGCCUCUAGUUCAUCUUCUAGUAGUGAAAGUGAUGAUGAAGCAGGCCACAAAGGGCAGCAGAGUCCAGGAAAGUUGGGCAUUCCACCCCUCCCAUUCAAAGAAUCUCAAACAAAGAGUCCUGAUCCAAAUGCAAAGUGGCCUACCAUUGAUCUUCUACACAUUCCUCACAUUAAGCGGCGCCUAGAUAUCAAAGCAUCAUCAGUAGCAGUAGGUUCUGACACAACUUCUAGCAGUGAAAGUGAGGAGGAAACAACGAAACACAUAAAGAAACAGGAGCAAGGAGGUAUAUAUAUGCCAAUUGUUCCAAACAGGUCAUCUCAAAAAAUAAACCAAGAGGAUAAUAUUCAAAGGCCUGCCAUUCCUCCUGAGCGUCCCAGGAGUAUCAAGAAAGAUUCAGAUGCCAAAGAACCUUCAUCAGCCUCUAGUUCAUCUUCUAGUAGUGAAAGUGAUGAUGAAGCAGGCCACAAAGGGCAGCAGAGUCCAGGAAAGUUGGGCAUUCCACCCCGCCCAUUCAAAGAAUCUCAAACAAGGAGUCCUGAUCCAAAUGCAAAGUGGCCUACCAUUGAUCUUCUACACAUUCCUCACAUUAAGCGGUGCCUAGAUAUCAAAGCACCAUCUGUAGAUUCGGACACAUCUUCUAGCAGUGACAGUGAGGAGGAAACAGUAAAGAAACAAGACCAUGGAGCUGUACAUAUUCCAAUUCUUCCAAAUCGGUCAUCUCAAAAAGCCAGUCGUGAGCAUGACAUAAGAAGGCCUGCCAUUCCUCCUGAGCGUCCCAGGAGUAUCAAGAAAGAUUCCGAUAUCAAAGAACCUUCAUCAGCCUCUAGUUCAUCUUCUAGUAGUGAAAGUGAUGAUGAAGCAGGCCACAAAGUGCAGCAGGUUCCAGGAAAGUUGGGCAUUCCACCCCGCCCAUUCAGAGAAUCUCAAACAAAGAGUCCUGAUCCAAAUGCAAAGUGGCCUACCAUUGAUCUUCUACACAUUCCUCACAUUAAACGCCGCCUAGAUAUCAAAGCAUCAUCAGUAGCAGUAGGUUCUGACACAACUUCUAGCAGUGAAAGUGAGGAGGAAACAACGAAACACAUAAAGAAACAGGAGCAAGGAGGUAUAUAUAUGCCAAUUGUUCCAGACAGGUCAUCUCAAAAAAUAAAUCAAGAGGAUAAUAUUCGAAGGUCUGCCAUUCCUCCUGAGUGUCCCAGGAGUAUCAAGAAAGAUUUAGAUAUCAAAGAACCUUCAUCAGCCUCUAGUUCAUCUUCUAGUAGUGAAAGUGAUGAUGAAGCAGGCCACAAAGGGCAGCAGAGUCCAGGAAAGUUGGGCAUUCCACCCCGCCCAUUCAAAGAAUCUCAAACAAAGAGUCCUGAUCCAAAUGCAAAGUGGCCUACCAUUGAUCUUCUACACAUUCCUCACAUUAAACGCCGCCUAGAUAUCAAAGCACCAUCAAAAGAAUCUGACACAUCUUCUAGCAGUGACAGUGAGGAGGAAACAACGAAACACAUAAAGAAACAGGAGCAAGGAGGUAUAUAUAUGCCAAUUGUUCCAAACAGGUCAUCUCAAAAAAUAAAUCAAGAGGAUAAUAUUCGAAGGCCUGCCAUUCCUCCUGAGCGUCCCAGGAGUAUCAAGAAAGAUUCCGAUAUCAAAGAACCUUCAUCAGCCUCUAGUUCAUCUUCUAGUAGUGAAAGUGAUGAUGAAGCAGGCCACAAAGUGCAGCAGGUUCCAGGAAAGUUGGGCAUUCCACCCCGCCCAUUCAGAGAAUCUCAAACAAAGAGUCCCGAUCCAAAUGCAAAGUGGCCUACCAUUGAUCUUCUACACAUUCCUCGAGUUAAGCGGCGCCUAGAUAUCAAAGCACCAUCAGUAGAUUCUGACACAUCUUCUAGCAGUGACAGUGAGGAGGAAACAACGAAACACAUAAAGAAACAGGAGCAAGAAGAUAUAUAUAGUCCAAGGCAAGAAACUGAUUUGCUUUACACAAAAACCCAAUAUGUUCAUCAUACUGCAGACAUCAAAUCAGUAUUAUCAACUUCUGAGUCAUCUUCAAGUAGUGACAGUGAAGAUGAAAAAAGGGGCCAGACAAAGAAGCAGAGUUUGGGCUCAACGGGGUUUCAACAAUCUCAAACCAAACGUCAUGAUCCUAUUUACACAUCAAGCAGCUCAGAUGAGGAGGGGAUGGAAGAUUUAAGAAACCGCCCAGUUGCAAUUAAACCAGAUUCAAGAUUGCCUGAAAUAGGCCUCAGCACUAUCCCCUAUGUCAAAAAGCAUCUGGAUAUCAAGACACGUUCACCUAAGUCCUCCUCCAGCAGUGAUGAGAGUGAAGGUCGGACUACAGACCAGCCUGUUAAAAUGGCUAGCAACUUAGGCUCUCCAACUUCUACACUGUUUAAGCUUCCUCACAUUUCAAAGAAAGAUUCCAAUAUUACAUUAGAAAAGUAUGUUGUUAUAACAGAUGAGUUGACGGAAAAUCGAAAAGACAACUUCAGCACAACACCAGAGAUAAACUCUGAGCUCCAGUCACGAUGGGCCACAAUGAAUCUUGGUUUUUCCCAAUUUAGAAAGCGCCUUGAAAUCACAUCACCGAGUUCUCAACCAUCCAAAUAUCCCUCAUCACCUCUGCCAGACUCCUCUUCUCUGAAUCCUGAAAACAAACAUGUGAAACCCUCUGAUUCCUCUUCCAGCAGCAGCAGCAGUGAAGAUGAGAUAACAGAAAAUAGAGCUCCUCCAGGCAUGACAUAUGUUGACUUUCCAAUCUAUAAGCGUUCAAUUAUGAAAACUUCAUCGCUAUCUGAUAGUUCUUUCUCCCCCAGUGGCAAGACCCAAAUGGUAAAUGUUGCACAGGAAAGUGAAAAGGACAGAAAUUCAUCACUUGCUCCAAAGAGAGUAUCCAGUCUGAGCUUUGAGGAUGAAGUAAGGAGAAGGACUGAACAAAGACACAAUGCAAAUGCAGAUAUACCACCAGAGAUAAAAUGGACUGGUGUUGGUCAUCAUCUGUCUAAAAUCUCUACACCAGCACUAAAGACGGGUCUGAAUACAACACCUCCACAGCAGGCUUCACCUGCAAAACCAGAACUUCCCCAGCUGUACUCCUCCAGCAUCAAAAGUGACGUUAAAAUAAAGCAAGACAGUUGGAAAUCAGAUGUAAAGCCAACACAUAAAUUCUCAUCCAUUAGUGCCAAUAGUACUUCUUCUGCAUCCGGAGGUGCUCUUCACAGGCUUUACAACUCACCCAACACCACAUAUGAGAAUCCAAGCCCUAUUUUGCUCUCUGAUAGGAAGGAAAGAAAAGGCCUCAGUGCCCUAAAAGUCAUGUCAUCAGAGAGAAAAAUGUGGGACACGGUGGAUUUCAGUGGGGAUGUAUCUCCUACAGCUGAUGACCACAGUCCACAAGUUGACACCGGUGUUUAUUAUCGCAAGUCUGAGCCAGACAUCAAACCCCUGCCACGAUUACAUCUCCCCUCUGCUUCACCAGAUGAGAGAAGAGCUACAGAUUUGUUGUAUGAUCUUCCCCGCUACAGGAGCCAUGACAUCAAACCACCACAAGUUGCCCCACCUCCUAUUCCUGUAACACUACCGCCAGAGGAGGCCGUUGGGCUUUCAUGGAGAUCUCCACAGGACAAUAAGAAACACGGCUCGGAAGGAAAUAGAACCUAUCAGCAACAGAGACAAAACACAGAGGAACCUGUUGCUUCUUCGCUUACACCAGAAUACCCACCAAUCUAUUUAAACACUUCAAACAUCAGUCAUGUUUAAUGACAAGUCAAUUCAUGCUAAACACUUGAAAAGCCACCCAGAUGAUAGGCAUGAUUCUCUGAGCUUAAGUUAUCCUGUGAAUGUCAAAAAUAUUGUGAAUUGUAUAUUAUGUGUGACUUUGGAAUGAAAUGUAAGCUAUAAUCAUUCAUUGGCUAGGGCUGCCACAGAGCACUUAAAUGCAGUCUUUAUCAAUGCACCAUGCUUAUCUUUCAUGUUUGACUUAUUUCUGCAAAAUAAGAUGCCAAAUGAGUUAUUUACUUGCAUUCAUGAACAGAAGUGAUGGCUCAAAUUUGUGUAUAAAAACCUAAAUUCAGUGAUGUUAAAGACUAAAUCAUGAAAUAAUUUACAGAUUUUUUUUUGUAUCUCUAAUUGAACA
Maylandia zebra (zebra mbuna) is the source of this 8004-nucleotide messenger RNA. Lineage: Eukaryota; Metazoa; Chordata; Actinopteri; Cichliformes; Cichlidae. The record is from RefSeq and is a predicted model, not a curated record.